Molecule: messenger RNA, 468 nt
Organism: Diversispora eburnea
Lineage: Eukaryota; Fungi; Glomeromycota; Glomeromycetes; Diversisporales; Diversisporaceae
Source: the annotation of a GenBank genome assembly
AUGUCGAAUAAAUUUCCACCAUCCAAUACAGAAAUCUUACGAAGACUACUAGUACAUUCGGAUGGUCGUGACAAAACUUUAAAAAUAGUUCAAUAUGUAGGAAAAAUUAUACUCUGGUUGAAUUUUUAUCGAAAAUCAAAGGAUUAUAAAAAAUCUUCGUUUUAUCGAAUUUUUCCAAUCCCACCAGAAAUAUUUUUAAGAUUUAUUAAUGGUUCAACACCUUCUUAUAUUCCUCGAAUAAAAAUUAUGGUUGAUGAAUUUUCCAAAACACGUAAAAUAAUUCGUUUGGCUCAUUUCCUUGAACCAUAUGCUGAAUUACGUAAAUAUUAUAUUGGAAAAAUCGAUAAACCUGAUGGUGAUGAUUUUAAUGAAGAAUUAAUGAUAUUUUAUUUAAGAUGGGUAAAUUCUCUUGUUGGAUUUACAAAUGAUAUUUUUGAUGAUUUAUAUUGUUUGGAUCAUUUAUAUUAG